AUGGUCUUCUCGUGGGCCUACCCGGCGCAUGCGCAUCAAGGACAUUGGGGAUUGGUCGAUUCGCAGCACAACUUUUGCGAAGAAGACUACAUCCUCACGCCCUACAUCGCCGAACUCAUCAAUACGCUCACCAACCUCACCUAUCUUCUCUACGCCUACCACGGUAUCAAGAAUAACGCCAACCGGAAAGAUGCCGUGCUGAGGAAUCUGUCGUACUUGGGCAUUGCGGCCGUCGGACUGGGCUCGGCCGUGUUCCAUGCCACGAUGAAGAGCUGGACGCAGUGGUAUCGUGCGGGCGGCCAUCGACCCGGGUACAUCCAUGAUCCUCUGCACAGGAUCCAAGUAUUCAGCGAGCGAGGCGAGAUGGGCUAUGGAUCGUGGCCAGGAAGCAUGAAGACGAGCACAGGAAGAUUGAUCGGUGGGAGAACGGGAGUCCCGCUCGAGACCAAAGACCAGGGAUCCGAUGCCCGCGAUGACCUGUCGAUGCUCGUCGCAGUCGCAACCGUCCUCCACCGUGUCUGCACCUUCGACAAGUCCCUCUCGACGACGGUGAUCUCGGGGGUGGCCAUCACGGCUGGCAUGACGGCCUUCAGCGCUUGGCAUUGCAUUACCGAUGAGACUGUCAUGCAUUCUGUUCUGUUUGCUAUCAUGAUCGUCCUGGUAGGCCAGAAAACCCGGAUGGUCAUCACUCAAAGAGUCUCGGAUCCGGCCGUUGCGAAGGAGGUUAGGAAGUUGGCGCUAUGGGGCGGCAUCAUCUUCAUCUCCGGCUUCGGCAUCUGGAACAUCGACAACGCCAUCUGUUCGUCUCUCACGCGCUGGAAACGCGCCAUCGGCAUGCCUUGGUCGUUCGUGCUGGAGCUGCAUGGGUGGUGGCAUAUCUUUACCGGGGCUGGUGCCUACAUCUUCAUCGCCCUCGUCGAGUAUCUCACCUCAGAGAAAGCUGGCCAGGCCCUCGGCUCCCGCUUCGCCUGGCCCGUGAACCUGAUCGUCAACGGCCAAGCCGGCAGCAAAGCCUCCUCGCAGGAUGAUGGCGCCACGACGACCAGCAGCAGCACGAAGAAGAAGGCGCACGAGAAGAAUGGCGGCGCGCCUGCUACUACCGGUACGUCGGCUGAGGUCUCGACUACGGAUGUCAAGACGAAUGGGGGCGCUGGGAAGAUGAAGACGGCGGUGAAGACGAAUGGAGCUGCUAAAAAGGGCCUGUAA
Molecule: messenger RNA, 1206 nt
Organism: Drepanopeziza brunnea f. sp. 'multigermtubi' MB_m1
Lineage: Eukaryota; Fungi; Ascomycota; Leotiomycetes; Helotiales; Drepanopezizaceae
Source: RefSeq, a predicted model, not a curated record